AUGUCUUCUCUCGAGUCACUACGGAACAGGGAGCUCGCCGAAGAAAUCGAAGCCAUCAAUGCCAUCUUCGACCCGACCACGAUCGACGACGUGACCAGCACGUCGUCCGAGAGCAAUGCCCCUCCCACCCUGGACCUGGGCAGUUCGGGUGUGGUGUCUGGCGUGACGACGACGGUGAAACUGCAGAUCCCGAACCACCCUCAGCUGUCCUUCAUUGUCGGCUUCGAUGCGCAGUAUCCCGAGACUCCGCCUCGCGUCAUCGGCACCGCGUCGACGGCGUCGCGGGGUGAGGGCAGAAUCGCCGUCGAUGUGCUGGAGGAUAUUGUGCGACGCACACAUCAGCCGGGACAGGUCUGUCUGUUCGAAGUUAUCAACGAAGCGAAUGAGAAAUUUCAGGAAUUGAGUAUAGGCGGCGGCGCGAAGCAAGUCCAGGACGGGAACGAUGAUUCUAAGCUAGACGGUCAGGAGGCAGCUGGAGGAGACUCAGCCCAGGCCGUCGCAGACUCGCUUGCAACGCUGUCUUUUCGGGACACAUUUGGCAUCGAUAGUCCGCCCGACUGGGUACUGUCGGACGUCGUCACGGAGAAGAAAUCCGUCUUUCUUGGUAGGGCGGCGCAUGUCACGAGUCUGGCGCAGGCGGAGGCGUUCCUGGACCAUCUCAUCGCGACGGACAAGAGGGUGGCGGCUGCGACGCACAAUAUCAGCGCGUGGCGCAUCCGGGAGAAGAAGUCGUCGGACCCGUCUGCGGAGACUAUUGUUCAAGACUGCGACGACGACGGCGAGACAGCUGCGGGAGGUCGGCUGCUACAUCUGAUGCAGCUGAUGGACGUGUGGGACGUCGUGGUGGUGGUGUCGCGGUGGUAUGGCGGCAUCAAGCUGGGGCCGGAUCGGUUCCGGAUCAUCAACAACGUAGGGAGGGACGCGCUAGUGAAGGGAGGUUUUGUGAAAGAAGGAUCGGGGAAUGACAAGGGGAAGAAGAAGGGUAAGAAAUGA
Molecule: messenger RNA, 993 nt
Organism: Rasamsonia emersonii CBS 393.64
Lineage: Eukaryota; Fungi; Ascomycota; Eurotiomycetes; Eurotiales; Trichocomaceae
Product: Impact family protein
Exons: 1
Coding region: 1-993 (330 amino acids)
Biological process (GO): regulation of translational initiation
Cellular component (GO): cytoplasm
Molecular function (GO): protein binding
Source: RefSeq, a predicted model, not a curated record